Molecule: messenger RNA, 414 nt
Organism: Fusarium pseudograminearum CS3096
Lineage: Eukaryota; Fungi; Ascomycota; Sordariomycetes; Hypocreales; Nectriaceae
Exons: 4
Coding region: 1-414 (137 amino acids)
Source: RefSeq, a predicted model, not a curated record
AUGUCUCAAGAAAGCAGUAACUCCGUAAGCGAUAUAUCGAUCCCAAUCCUCGCCGAAGAGGUAGAAAAGAAACAAAGCCCGCAGAAGAUUAUGCGUUGGCCCUGUAAUCACCACUGGGGUAGCAGGAAGUGUAACGAAUAUGUCGACUCCUUGGGAGCAAAGUGCCUGGACUGCACGAAUCGCAAGGACAUGGACAGUACGCCAACGCAUACUCGAUUUGCGCAUAUGUACGAUGUGGAGCAAUUUGUUGAAGGGUUUCGCAAUGCAGGACUCAAUGCAGCGUGCGUCGUUGAGAUGAUGAAGGACGGCGCAUCGGAAAAGUCACUGCGUGAAGCAUUAUGCGUGGUUCAGGAGAACGAUGCCGCAUGGGGAUUAGUCGGUACAAAGCAGAGGAAGCAAAAGGCCCUCCAAUAG